Molecule: messenger RNA, 195 nt
Organism: Enterobius vermicularis (human pinworm)
Lineage: Eukaryota; Metazoa; Nematoda; Chromadorea; Rhabditida; Oxyuridae
Source: the annotation of a GenBank genome assembly
CGUGGAACAGGCGGUAAUAUGGAAGCCCGUCCAAAUGAUUGGACUUGUGAACCUUGCGGCAACACUAAUUUCGGUUUCCGGCGAGAGUGCAAUCGCUGCCAUGCACCGCGUGGAAGCAGUUCGGGAGGUCCAGGUCCGAUGAGAGGCGAUGGUGGGCGGGGAAGAGGACGUGGAGACCGCGCUGCCCCGUAUUAG